This is a messenger RNA of Taeniopygia guttata (zebra finch), 5279 nucleotides long. NCBI's taxonomy places the organism in Eukaryota, Metazoa, Chordata, Aves, Passeriformes, Estrildidae. The record is from RefSeq and is a predicted model, not a curated record.
AUUUGGGGUUGUGCAUUCAGGGGUGGUAAGGUGCUUUUGUAAUUUCUGGGGGUUUUUUAUUUUUUUUUAAGGGGGAGUGCAACUUCCUGUAAUUCCAGGUUGUGUCAAGUACAGUAUUUUUUCAGCAGACUGAUCAUGAUACAAAAGGGAUCUGUCCUGUGUCAAGUAUGAUGUCUGAGAUAGAGGUUUCAGGUGAGUUGAGGAUUGUGACUAGGAGAGGGAGAGUGAGCAGGUUACCCAGUUAGGAGUUAUUGUGGUGGGGGUUUGAAAGCAGCAGGGUGAAAAUGGUGUCUAUUUGAAAGGCUUUUCACAAGCAUAGCAGAGGCAGCCAUGUGUCAUACAGCCCACAACCUCAUCCACUGAACUUACAGAAAUGCCAUGUAACUUUGGCUCUCUAACCCAGGUGCCACUCAUAAUAACAGCCAAACCUUAAACUCAGGAUGAAGCUGGAGACUUGAGCACCCAGACACUCUCAGGUGAGGAUAAGUAGCUGACUUGCUGGGAUUUGGCCCACAUAACACUAAACUCAUCCAUUGAUUUUCCUGUUCUUUAUUCUAGCUGACUAAGAGGUUAACAGGUGAUCCCCUCCAAGGCAGACUCAUUUCAUGUCUAACGUGGAUUCACAUCACCAGUCAUCCAAAAGAUAAGAUGGGGCCACAGCCUGGAGAGGGGAGUAGUGGCCCCCUUCUGCACCUGAUGGGGAUUUGCAUCCCCAGAUAUGUGCAAGAUAAGUUGAGGUCUACAACCCACAGAGGGGAAGGAAGAGAGGUGCCUGGCUGGGACUACCCAGAGGAGUUUUUGAGUUAGUUUUGGAGAUGGGGAUGCGCAACAAGCGUCUCCUUAGGCCACAUAGAGGGGAAGGGUUUCUUUUGAUCACAGUGCAGAGUUGCUCAGGGCAGAGCAGUUCCGAUGUGUGUCCUGUCACUUGUCUCGGGUGCACUCUGUGUUCUUUGGGUCUCUCAGUCCUUUCUUCUCAUCAAAAGCUCUCUCUCCCUGUCCUGUCCCCUCGUUUGUCAUGUUGUGUGUCACGGGUGUCUGCACAUAUUUGUCCCGGAGCUGCUCUGCCCUGCUGCAUAGCCUGUAAUAGCACAAGUCCUGGGGACUUGAAAUUGGUAAUGCAGGGUGUAGUUUGGCUCUAUAUUGUAUUAGGAGAUUGCCAUAAGAUGUUUAGUACUGAUAAGUUGUCCUGCAGCCGUUUUACACUAGUCCUAACUUCCUUUCAGAUGCAGACAGUUCAAAUCGGUGGCAGACGGCACCAGUCCUGGAAGGUCCAAGCAGAUAGCAGCAGUCAAGGCCAAUGUCCAAGGGAAUUGACUGAGAGUACGCAUACCUCUGUAACCCACUGGCUGCUGGACCAGGUUUCAUGCACUUGUGAUCUCGCUGGAAGCAUUACAGGACCCUGUGAUGGACCUUCCAAUUUUGCAUUUCAAGGUCCCAUCCUGGUAGUCCGGCGGAAUGGCCGUGGAGUUGCAGUGUACCCUGCGAUGAAAGCAUCAGAAUCCAAGCACGCCCGAAGCAUGCAGGCCAAGAACCCGGGCAUUCUAAGGAGAAUGACCAAGAGGUGGCAGCUGGGACUUACCAGACAGGGAGACGGCCUUCUUCUGCAGCCAACAGGGAUUUGCAUCCCCAGAUGUGUGCAAGAUAAGUGGAGGGUUGUGACCCACAGAAGGGAUGAAAGCGGGCUGCCGGGUUGGGACUUCCUAGAAGGGGUUUUUGUGUCUGUUUUGGAGAUGGGGAUGUGCAAGAAGCAUCUCCUUAGGCCGCCUGAAGGGAAAGCGUCUGUUUUGAUCACAGUGCUGAGGUGCGCAGGGCAGAGCAGUUCUGGUGUGUGUCCUGUCACUUGUCUCUGGUGCAUUCUGUGUUCUUUGGGUCUCUCAGUCCUUUCUUCUCCUCAAAAGCAGCUCUCUCUGUCCUGUCCCCUCGUUUGUCAUGUUGUGUGUCACGGGUGUCUGCACGUAUUUGUCCCGGAGCUGCUCUGCCCUGCUGCAUAGCCUGUAAUAGCACAAGUCCUGGGGACUUGAAAUUGGUAAUGCAGGGUGUAGUUUGGCUCUAUAUUGUAUUAGGAGAUUGCCAUAAGAUGUUUAGUACUGAUAAGUUGUCCUGCAGCCGUUUUACACUAGUCCUAACUUCCUUUCAGAUGCAGACAGUUCAAAUCGGUGGCAGACGGCACCAGUCCUGGGUGAGGAUCUUCCCAUGAGUAGGACAGUCAUUGUUUGCAGUUGCAGGGGAAGCCUAAAUGGUGGCUCUGUUACUGCAGUGUUUUUUGCCUUUAUUUUUAGAAGGUCUAAGCAGAUAGCAGCAGUCAAGGCCAAUGUCCAAGGGAAUUGACUCAGAGUACGCAUACCUCUGUAACCCACUGGCUGCUGGAUCAGGUUUCAUGCACUUUUGAUCUCGCUGGAAGCAUUACAGGACCCUGUGAUGGACCUUCCAAUUUUGCAUUUCAAGGUCCCAUCCUGGUAGUCCGGCGGAAUGGCCGAGGAGUUGCAGUGUACCCUGCGAUGACAGCAUCAGAAUCCAAGCACGCCCGAAGCAUGCAGGCCAAGAACCCGGGCAUUCUAAGGAGAAUGACCAAGAGGUGGCAGCUGGGACUUACCAGACAGGGAGACGGCCUUCUUCUGCAGGCAACAGGGAUUUGCAUCCCCAGAUGUGUGCAAGAUAAGUGGAGGGUUGUGACCCACAGAAGGGAUGAAAGCGGGCUGCCGGGUUGGGACUUCCUAGAAGGGGUUUUUCUGUCUGUUUUGGAGAUGGGGAUGUGCAAGAAGCGUCUCCUUAGGCCACCUGAAGGGAAAGCGUCUGUUUUGAUCACAGUGCUGAGGUGCGCAGGGCAGAGCAGUUCUGGUGUGUGUCCUGUCACUUGUCUCUGGUGCAUUCUGUGUUCUUUGGGUCUCUCAGUCCUUUCUUCUCCUCAAAAGCAGCUCUCUCUGUCCUGUCCCCUCGUUUGUCAUGUUGUGUGUCACGGGUGUCUGCACGUAUUUGUCCCGGAGCUGCUCUGCCCUGCUGCAUAGCCUGUAAUAGCACAAGUCCUGGGGACUUGAAAUUGGUAAUGCAGGGUGUAGUUUGGCUCUAUAUUGUAUUAGGAGAUUGCCAUAAGAUGUUUAGUACUGAUAAGUUGUCCUGCAGCCGUUUUACACUAGUCCUAACUUCCUUUCAGAUGCAGACAGUUCAAAUCGGUGGCAGACGGCACCAGUCCUGGGUGAGGAUCUUCCCAUGAGUAGGACAGUCAUUGUUUGCAGCCAACAGGGAUUUGCAUCCCCAGAUGUGUGCAAGAUAAGUGGAGGGUUAUGACCCACCGAAGGGAUGAAAGCGUGGUGCCGGGUUGGGACUUCCUAGAAGGGGUUUUUGUGUCUGUUUUGGAGAUGGGGAUGUGCAAGAAGCAUCUCCUUAGGCCACCUGAAGAGAAAGUGUUUCUUUUGGUCUCAGUGCUGAGGUGUGCAGGGCAGAGCAGUUCCGGUAUGCGUCCUGUCACUUGUCUCUGGUGCAUUCUGUGUUCUUUGGGUCUCUCAGUCCUUGCACACAUUCUUCUUGUUGAAAUCUCUCUCCCCCUGUUGUGUCCCCUUGUUUGUCUCGUCCUAGGUCCUGUGUCACAGGUGUCUGCACAUAUUUGUCCUGGCGCUGCUCUGCCCUGCUGUGUAGCCUGGUGUAAUUGCACCAGUCCUGGUGAUUUGCGAUUUGGCGUGGGGCAUGUAGUUGCGUUCUAAGUAGUAUUCCCAGUGUCACACCAGAUGUUUGGUCCUGUUAAGUUAUCCUACAGCUGUUUGAAUUUUCUCCCAACUUUCUUUCAGAUACAGAUGCAUUAACUCUGUGGCAGAGUGCCCCUUGUGGUCAGGGGGUUUCUAUGAGAAGGAAGUCCAGGUGGCUAGGAGCAGUCAAGGCCCAGUGUGCCAGGCAGUCCUCUUGCAAGAUGUCUCUGGUCCAGAUGUCUGAAGCCAGGUGCUGUCGCUGCCCUAGGUGUGUGAAGGAACAGAGGCGAGCGGGUGAAUUGGCAUUUAGGCACGGUCACUCAUAGGUGACUGUUAUGCAGCAGCAUGGUACCCUGAGGAGGUGCGUAGCUGAAGUUUGGAACUGGCAGCACUGAAGCGGAUGUAGAGAACAUCUCACCAUCCACAUCCAACUGACAUUGAAUUCUGUCUGGUUGUCUUGCAAAAGCUAAGUGCUGGGACCAGUUGGUGGGAGAUGGGGGAAAAACCUUUACUAUCACAGGAGGCAAUUUGAUGUUAACUUAGAGGAGAGGCCCAUAGUGGAACAGGCCCCUCGGAAGCAAAGGGAGAGGGUUUCUCCUCAGCCUCACCAGAGUCUUUGCCGGCCAGGGCAGUUCCGAUCCAUCUCCGCAUUCUCGUGAGGUUCGCAUCAGCGGCCUUCUACGACUCUUGAUGUCAUCGUGGAUAUUUUCACUCGAGGAGCCCGCCUGCAUGUCAGGAACUAUAGCCAUGGUUACCCUGUAGUCAUUGCUUCCUUCUCCGGACUUACUGAGCUUCUUAGGCUUCCUCUUAAGUGCUUUGGCACUAACAUCUUGAGAGGAGUUACCUUUCAUCAUCAUGUGGUAUUGCCCUAGUUCUUUCUUUCCUUUGGCAUCAUCAGCCCAUGGCUCAUCCUGGGCUAGGAAUCUUGGGGUCCAUAAGGUGGAACUGCCAGGCAGUUUCCACUUGUGUCCGUGUCAUGUUUUCAGUGUCCACUGAUUUAUGUGUCGUAGGCCUUUGUUACAUCUCCAUGCUUUAGCAGCAUCAUUCUGUGCUGUAUCGGCCAUAUUUUACUCACGUACCUUCCUGGAUAUCUCUUAUUCUGGCAUCUUUACAUUUUUACCUUUUGGGACAGGAGGAUGUACACCUUUGGUAGCGCCUUCUCUUCCCAUGCCGUUCUCUUGGACUUCUAUACGGAGCAUAUUAGACGCUCAUCACGUGACCGCAGUAAUUCUGUUGAUUCCGCCUUCUCAAAGGGUAUAGGGUCAAGAAUUAAUCUUCUGGAGAGUUAUUUCAAGUCCUCACUUAUAUUGUAUCUCUGUUAGCUUAUAUUAUAUGUGCUUAUGUUGUGCCUACCUAUGUUGGCUUAUCAUGUAUGUAUAAGCCAAUAUACCUUUAUUGUAUGUACUUAUGUUGUAUGUACCUCUGUCGGUUUAUAUUGUAUGUACCUAUACUUUAUGUACCUAUGUUGGCUUAUAUUGUGUGCACUCAUAUUGUAUGUACCUACCUUGCCUUAUGUUGUAUGAGCCUCUGUUGUGCCAAUUACAAUCGGAGCUGCCCUGCCCCGGCACGUAGUGACGCUUAGGUAGAGCAGUUGUAAAA